AUGAAUGAGGGGAUUGGUCGCAGAACCAACAGCCAUAGCACAAGCGUUUCACAUGAUCCAAGAUCAAAUUUGAACCAUUUAGUAAUUGACAUGAUUAACCAUUACGAAUUCUAUAGGUCUGUUAAAUCUUCUAGGACUAGUCAAUGGGUGAUUGAAUUGUAUUCUGGUAACAAUAGUUCGGCUUCUUUAUCAACGAUAAAAGCUAUUACGAUUGAGCAAAGUCAGAUAACAAGACUAUUUACACCUGUUCAAGACGUUCAAGGUUAA
Molecule: messenger RNA, 267 nt
Organism: Ascoidea rubescens DSM 1968
Lineage: Eukaryota; Fungi; Ascomycota; Saccharomycetes; Ascoideales; Ascoideaceae
Exons: 2
Coding region: 1-267 (88 amino acids)
Source: RefSeq, a predicted model, not a curated record